Messenger RNA from Penicillium diatomitis, 2511 nucleotides. Its product is annotated as RNA lariat debranching enzyme. The coding region runs from base 1 to 2511 and encodes 836 amino acids. The record is from RefSeq and is a predicted model, not a curated record. Gene Ontology annotation, biological process: mRNA splicing, via spliceosome. NCBI's taxonomy places the organism in Eukaryota, Fungi, Ascomycota, Eurotiomycetes, Eurotiales, Aspergillaceae. Gene Ontology annotation, cellular component: nucleus. Gene Ontology annotation, molecular function: RNA lariat debranching enzyme activity. The transcript has 3 exons.
AUGCUGUCUGAAAUGGACGGCGUUCGUGUUGCUGCCGUGGGCUGCGCUCAUGGCAGUUUUGACGAAAUUUACGAGCUCCUCAAGACUAAGGCUGAGGCCAAAGGCUGGGAGACUAUCGAUCUGGUCAUCAUUGGAGGCGACUUCCAGGCUUUGCGCAAUGCAAGCGAUGCGGCUUGUAUCUCGGUUCCUGCCAAGUGGAAAUCCAUGGGUGACUUUCAUAAGUAUUACGGCGGCGAAAAGGUCGCCCCAUACCUGACAAUCUUUUGCGGAGGCAAUCACGAAGCCAGCAACUACCUCUUCGAACUUUACUACGGAGGCUGGGUAGCUCCAAACAUUUAUUAUCUUGGGGCCGCUAAUCUCAUUCGCUUCGGACCUCUGCGCAUCUCCGCCAUGUCGGGCAUCUGGAAGGGCUAUGACUAUCGCAAGCCGCAUUUUGAGCGACUCCCCUACGGUAUGGAUGACCUCCACAGCAUUUAUCAUGUGCGUGAACUGGAUGUCCGCAAGCUCCUGCAAGUGAACACGCAGGUUGAUGUUGGUCUGUCGCACGAUUGGCCUCGAGGUAUUGAAAACUUUGGCAACUCCCGCGAGCUCUUCCGCAAGAAGCGUGGCUUCAAAGAGGACUCAGAACAUGGCACUCUUGGCAGUGUUGCAGCUCGGGACGUAUUGGAUCACCUUCGCCCCGCAUACUGGUUUGCAGCCCAUCUUCACGUCAAAUUUGCCGCCGUGGUCCCACAUGAUGGGGUGGGCAUCAAGAAGACGGACGCUCAACAGGGUCAGCCUCCUGAAUGGGCUGUUGAGGCCGACAUUCCCGCAGGGAUGAUUGAGUCGAAGCCCAGGGACUCAGUGGCAGAAAGAAUUCCUCGCGUCAAACCUCUAUCGGAGGCCUGGAAGAGGGGCAUAGCAGAAUGGAAUGCAUUCGCCGCCGAAACCCACGAAAAAGAGCUCAAGGAGGCUAAAGAAAAUCGAGAAAAACAGAGGGAGUUUCACCUCAAGCUCAAGGAGAUGCGAGAACAGGGUCCAACUACCGUGGAGCAAGAAAAGGCAGCUUAUCUUGCUUUCAUGACCAAGAAUUCCGACGAGAUCUCCCUGGACUCUGCAAGUGAAAGUCAUGACCCGCCGUCCGGAAAUCCAUCGCCCGUCGAGGAAAUAAAGAUGGAUGUGGUCUCAGUUGGUGGGUCAAAUGAACGGAAGCAAUCUGUGAUGAACUGUGAUGUCCUCCAGGCGCCUGAUCUGCUUUCUAGCCAUGAGAAUCCCGCUGGUGAGACGGAGAGGAGCCCUGAAAAUCGCAAAAGUACAGCUGUCGCCAAUUCUGUCGAUGCUCCGAAUGACGAGCAGCCACAACGUAACCUUUCGCCUGCAUGGAAUGUGCCUGGUCUCGACUAUCAAUCAGAGGAGUUCAAGAAGAACGUGGCAGCAUGGCAGCAGUACGCCGCCGAUGCCAAUAAAGCCUAUGAAGUCGAACUUGAAGCGGGUAGAGCCUCUCAAGAGAAGAGAAGACAGUUUCAUACCAAGCUCAUGGAGAUGCGGAAACAGGGCCCUACUACUAUGGAAGAGGAAAAGGCAGCUUACCUUGCAUUUAUGAAUAAGAACUCCGACGAGAUUUCUUUGGGUUCUGCAAGUGAAACUGAUGACCAUCCAUCCGCGAACCCAUCUCCUGUUAAGGUCGCUAAGGUUAAGGUCGCAUCAGGUGACGGCUCAAAUGACUGGGACGAAUCCUCUCCAAAUUGGGAUGUCCUUCGAAUGCCUGCUCUUCCUACUGGCCAAGCGAGUUCCGCUGAUCACAAUGACAGCGAAAUUGAUGCUUUGAAUGAAGAACUGCGCAGCAAAUUACCUGCCAGUUUUGCUCGACCUGCCCCGCAAACUGUGAAGUCAGCUCGCUCAAAGAGUGUCCCUGAAGCCGUGAAUAAUAAAGUUACGCGAUUCCUCGCUCUUGACAAACCUCAUAAUCGUGAUGAGGUCGUCGAUCUCAUGAAACUCAAACCCGUUUCUGAAAAGUCGUCCGGCGGCUUGAGACUGCAAUAUGACAGGGAGUGGCUUGCUAUCACCCGGGUGUUUGCCGGAGAGCUCAUUCUUGGCGAUCGAAACGCCCAGACUCCUGUCCCAAAGAGUGAUGACUACUACAGGGCAUGCAUCGCAUUUGAAGAAGCGUGGGUUGAGGAAAACAUUGAGAAGCGUGGCCUCAUGGAUAUUCCCUUGAACUUCCAGCUCAGCGCACCCAAGUACGACCCUAGCGAGUCUCUCCUCGAUUCUCCCCAGCCGAGAGAGUAUCCAAAUAACCAGACUGCCGAGUUCUGUGCACUCCUUCAGAUCCCAAACAAGUUUGCGCUUACUGAAGAGGAGAUCGAGGCACGAAUUCGCGCCGGCCCCCCUCAAAGCUCUGGCGGCUCGUCCCAUGGUGGUUCAAAUCAUCGCGGCCGUGGCCAAGCCCGUGGACGUGGUCGGGGCGGUGGUCGAGGCAAUGGUCGCGGGUUUGGUCGGGGACGUGGCCAUGGACGAGGUCAGGCUUUCUGA